GUUUGUUACUUCGCAACUGAUAUUUGAACAUGUCAUACAACCAAGGACCUCCUCAGGGUGGAUACUACCAGCAAGGCCCUCCACAGGGAGGUGGCUACUACCCGCAACAACAACCCGUGUACGUGCAACAACAAAGACAAGAUGACGGAUGUUGUGGAGGUUGCUGUGGAUCAUGUUGUGCUAGUUGUUGUGGUGUGAUUGCCGGUGUUCUCUGCUGUGAAAUGCUUGGAAUGUAAUUAGCAGUAUGUAAUAGAUGUACAUUAAGCAAACUAAA
Yamadazyma tenuis ATCC 10573 is the source of this 274-nucleotide messenger RNA. The record is from RefSeq and is a predicted model, not a curated record. Lineage: Eukaryota; Fungi; Ascomycota; Pichiomycetes; Serinales; Debaryomycetaceae.